This is a messenger RNA of Babjeviella inositovora NRRL Y-12698, 1761 nucleotides long. RefSeq names its product polynucleotide adenylyltransferase (gene PAP1). The coding region runs from base 1 to 1761 and encodes 586 amino acids. Lineage: Eukaryota; Fungi; Ascomycota; Pichiomycetes; Serinales. Gene Ontology annotation, cellular component: nucleus. Gene Ontology annotation, molecular function: RNA binding; poly(A) RNA polymerase activity. The record is from RefSeq and is a predicted model, not a curated record. The transcript has a single exon.
AUGAGCGCUUCAACAUACGGUGUGACUCCACCAAUCUCCACAGCAGUGCCAACGCCGUCGGAAAACCGGUUGAAUGACUCAUUGAUCGCCGACUUGAAGGCGCAGGGGUCGUUUGAAACCGAAGAAGGCACGAAGAAGAGAGCCGAAGUGCUAGAGAUCUUGCAGAGCUUGACCCAGGAGUUUGUCUACACGGUGUCACGCCGCAAAAACAUGAGCGAAGGAAUGGCAAAAGAUGCCGGUGGCAAAAUCUUCACGUUUGGAUCGUAUCGUUUGGGCGUGUACGGGCCGGGCUCCGAUAUUGACACCUUGGUGGUGGUGCCGAAACACGUGUCGCGUGAGGACUUUUUCACGGUGUUCAGCGAGUUAUUGAGAAAAAGGCCAGAGUUGGAAGAGAUAGCGCCGGUUCCGGACGCGUACGUUCCGAUCAUUAAGAUCAUCCUCAGCGGCAUCUCCAUCGAUUUGAUCUGCUCGCGAGUGGAUCUUCCGCAGGUCAACGCCACCAUAAACUUGAACGACAACAACUUGUUGCGCAACGUUGACGACAAGGACUUGAGGUCGUUGAACGGUACAAGAGUGACGGACCAGAUCUUAUUGCUUGUGCCUAAGCCAACCGUCUUCAGACACGCGUUGCGCGCUAUCAAGCUCUGGGCGCAGAGGCGCGCCAUCUAUGCGAACGUGUUUGGCUUCCCCGGCGGUGUAGCGUGGGCGAUGCUCGUGGCGCGAAUCUGCCAGUUAUACCCCAACGCGGUUAGUGCGAUCAUUGUGAGCAAGUUCUUUAACAUCUUGGUGCAGUGGAACUGGCCGCAGCCGGUAAUCUUGAAACCCAUUGAGGACGGACCGUUGCAGGUGAGAGUGUGGAAUCCUCGCUUGUACCCGGCCGACAGAUCCCACCGCAUGCCCGUCAUUACGCCGGCCUAUCCAUCCAUGUGCGCCACCCACAACAUCACCGCAUCCACCCAAAAAAUCAUCUUGGAGGAGUUAAAACGAGGGUCCACGGUGAUGAAUGAGAUCUCCAUCGGCCGCAAGCACUGGGCGGACUUGUUUGCGCGCCACGAGUUCUUCCACAAAUACAAGUUCUACUUGACGAUCGUGGCGGCAACCAAGUCCAAUGCCGAAGACCACUUGAAGUGGAGCGGUUUCGUUGAGGCCAAGUUGCGGUUGCUCGUGCAGAAGUUGGAGAUGACCGAGGGCAUCGAGUUGGCCCAUCCGUAUGUCAAGGAGUUCAACAAUUCGUACAAGUGUCUGGGCGACUCGCAGGCGAACCAGUUGUGCGAGACCCACGGCACGUUGCAGGGCGAGGAGUUUGCGAAGCUAAUUCCAGAGAUCAAGACGGACUUGGCGCUGAGCAACGAGCGUACCAACGCCGACCAUGAGGUUCACUUAAUGAAGUUGUAUGUCGGAUUGAGCAUCUCCAUUAGCAAGGACAAGAACGACAAGAAGUUGGACCUCCAGCAGCCGUGCUCUGAGUUCUUCAGCAUCUGCCGCGGCUGGGUGGACUACGAUGACCAGAAGAACUCCAUUCAGAUCAAGCACGUCAAGUUGUACGACCUUCCGAACGACGUCUACAUCGAGGGCGAGGAGCGGCCGUUGAAACAGAACAAGAAACGAAAGAACGAGAAGCGCGAGGCUGGCAAGAAGCACGACAAGCGGCCGAAAUCGAUCUCAUCCAGCUUGGCUGAGUCGACAGGUAUUGAGCACGCCUUGGAUGGUAAGCUUCCUUCCACCAGCGAGAACCAGGCCACCACCUCCGUUCAGUCAUAG